Messenger RNA from Tripterygium wilfordii, 1002 nucleotides. RefSeq names its product HVA22-like protein a. NCBI's taxonomy places the organism in Eukaryota, Viridiplantae, Streptophyta, Magnoliopsida, Celastrales, Celastraceae. Bases 193 to 708 code for a protein of 171 amino acids. The record is from RefSeq and is a predicted model, not a curated record. The transcript is spliced from 5 exons.
UUGUUUUUAAUGGAUCCUAGUCUGCUUCAGGAAACACUUGUCUGCUCUGCUGUGCAACACGAAAUCAAGAUUACGCAGCAAAACAAGACGAAAUCGAAACCCUAGUUUGUGUUUAAGAUUGACCCAGUUUGGGAACUGGAAGUAGAAGGAGACAAAGAAAGCACAUUGUGUUGAGAGCGAUUCGGAUCAGCGAUGGGAUCUGGUAGUGGAAGCUUCCUCAAAGUUCUCUUGAAAAACUUCGAUGUUCUUGCCAUGCCUGUGGUCAGUCUUCUUUAUCCUCUGUAUGCAUCAAUCAGGGCAAUUGAGUCCAAAUCUCCUGUGGAUGAUCAGCAGUGGCUUACUUAUUGGGUUCUCUAUUCAAUGAUCACUCUCUUUGAACUCACCUUUGCUAAACUUAUUGAAUGGAUCCCAAUUUGGCCAUAUGCAAAACUGAUAUGGACCUGCUGGUUGGUGAUCCCGUACUUCAGUGGCGCUGCAUAUGUUUAUGAGCAUUAUGUGAGACCCUUUUUUGUCAACCGCCAGAGUAUUAACAUAUGGUAUGUUCCGAGGAAGAAGGACGUAUUGGACAAACAAGAUGACAUCCUAACUGCUGCUGAAAAAUACAUUGAAGAGAAAGGCCCAGAAGCUUUUGAAAAACUCAUUAACAGGGCUGAUAAGUCGAGAAGGAGCAGCGGUUAUACAGUGUAUGACGAAGACCCCAGAUACUGAACUAAUGUAAGCGAUGUCUGUGUACGCCCAGCAUGAUGCUGUGGAUAAGAAAAUAGUUUGUUGUUGGUAGAGUUAAUUAGUAGUGAUGUGGUUUUCCUGGAUGCUGGAUGUGGAAGCUUUUGUCUUUGUUGCAAAGAUGAAGGAAUACAAAACUGUCUACACACUAUAGUCUCUAAUUAUCGUUGGUUGCUCAAUUUUCUACUAUGUGCACCCUGAAUGUGGCCCUGCACCUUUUUGUCCAAGGACAUAGGAUGUGCAGUUUGUUACACAGUAACACAUUGCAUUUUGCUUUUA